GAUGGUGAGGAGGAGGAGGAGAUGGUGGGGCAGGCGAAAGGGAGGUUGACAUGGGCUAUUAACAAUCAGGUUUCGAAUCCUUCCUACAUGCCCUAUGGUAUUGAUGGACCACGAAUUACCAUCACUGGCGCCUCUUCAGUGCUCAUGAGGUACGUCUCGCUGCUGAAAACCGACACCUCCUACCCCCUGAAGAUCUUGUACUCAGUGCAUAAGGAGUUUUGCGGCUAUCGUGUUCACAUGCUUAUGCCGCCGCCAUCACCGCUGCAAGACAUAAUUAAGGGUCCACUGGCAUCAACGAGAAAGAUGGCGACACAAUUGGUGAGGCUUGAGGCCUGCAAGCUGCUGCACAAUGCUGGUGAGUUCUGA
Molecule: messenger RNA, 366 nt
Organism: Hydatigera taeniaeformis
Lineage: Eukaryota; Metazoa; Platyhelminthes; Cestoda; Cyclophyllidea; Taeniidae
Source: the annotation of a GenBank genome assembly